CCUUGGGUCACUCAAUCGUGACAUUUCGUGUGUUCGGUGGUGCUUCUCUCGCCUCUCUUGAACGCAAACAGCCUCCUCUGUGCACGCGAUGAGUACCCAGGUGAGAAAGAGCACUGAGAGAGACCUGCACGUCGCAGCAGACCUCACGUCAGCUCUACGCUCGUGACACUGUUCUGUUCAUUCAGCCUGUCGUCUGCUGCGAAGGGGAGGGCUCUGACGUCCCCACCCACUGCCCUACAACAGUCACCAAGGCAAGAAGGAGCACAUCACCAUGUGUGGAUCUGACCGAUGCUCGCUGCUCGAGCUCUCUGAAUCAGUGAGUGCCCCUGUGUGUUGAUGUGUGCAGGAUUUCGACCUCAUAGGUGCUGUGGAGACGCAGGAGAAGCUGCACGACCUGGUGGUCAAUGGCAAGUACCGCUCGGUCAUCAAUCUGUGUGGGUAAGUAAGGUGCACUGCACUCGGCGCCUUCUCGCAAGGUGUGGGACAAACAAGUGGGGCGUAUCUAUCUCUUGUUGUCGGCUUCCAUGCAGGCCCGCUGAGGUGUGUCGGUUGCCGACUGACAAAAAGUGCAAAGUGCCAUGCGUCCAGGCGCAUGGUGAGGGAGGGAGCAGGGAGGGAGCCUCAGGGGGGAAUGGUGGCAGAGAAAAGGCUGGUGUGUGUGAAUGCAGUGGACAAGGGGAAGCUGUCAUACGCCUUGGCUGCGCGCCUGCUCGCCACCCUGGAGAGCGCCCCUCUCCCCACACUCAUCCAGGUCACCUCACCACCCACAUGAGCACACUUUGCCCCUGUGAGAUGCUGCAUUCCACCUGUGUUUCUGUGUGUGGCCGGUGCAGUGCCAGUCGAAGUGGCGGGCGUCCUCCGUGGCCAUGUUGCACAUCGCCACCCAUCCCCCCGAUGCGGCCGAACAGCACCACGGGCCAGGCAGCCGCGACCAGUGGAUGGCGCCCGACGAGGCCAUCGAGUGGGCCAAGGAGAAGGGCCUGCCCUUCCUCGAGAACCAGAUACUGGUUGACUGGGUCAAGGUCCGUCAUGAUUGCUUGACUCGGGAAGCUUCAUUUGGUGCCUGGCGAUGUUUCGGUGUAUCAGAAUUUUCUGGUCGCCCGUUGCCAGAACCUGGCACGUGAAGAUCCGAAUCUCUUCUUCCGACAGGUUGGUGCACCACACACACCGGUGCUGCGCCGCUCUCUCUCUGCACACACGCCUUGCCUUCGCGCAGUUGUUUGACCGUGAGUCGUGCACUUACACGUACCUGCUGGCCGACCCCAAGACGCGCGACGCCGUCCUGAUCGAUCCGGUGCUAGAGUGCCUGGACCGUGACCUGGAGAUGAUCGACGAGUAUGGGCUGGUGCUCAAGUACGCCAUGAACACCCACUGCCACGCCGACCACAUCACUUCCACAGGCAUGAUGAAGACAAAACUGGACGGUCAGACACACGCACAGAGAAAGAGAGAGAGAGAGGGAGAGGGAGGGAGGGACGCUUGUAUGCUGCGUUCAGGUUUCUGUUCGGUGUUGAGUGCCACGUAUGAGGGCGCCAAGGCCGACGUCAAGGUCAAGCACGGCGACUGCAUCUACUUCGGCGACCGCUUCGUCGAAGUGAGGGCCACACCGGGGCACACCGGUGGGCUGGACGAGAGGAAUGAAUGCAACACAUACAUGCCGAACCCAGAUGGAUGAAUGGAUGGAUGGCGCGUGUGUGGUGUGUGUGGUGUGUGCAGGCGGCUGCCUGACGUUCGUCCUGGACGACCACAGCAUGGCCUUCACAGGCGACGCGCUGCUCAUCCGCGGCUGCGGCCGCACCGACUUCCAGGUGGGAUGCCCCCUCGCCCUGCACCGCACCGUCUUCUUUCCAUGUCGUUCGUUUGUUGUCGUUUGGUUUGCAGAGUGGCGAUGCCGCCCUGCUGUACAAGAGUGUGUGGGGGCAGAUCUUCAGCCUCCCCGCACACUGCAGACUCUACCCCGGACACGACUACAAGGUCAACAAGACAAUGUGUGUGUGGGAUGGAUGGAUGGAUGGAUUUGCCUGGUGAGUGCAGGGUCGUCAGGUGACGACGGUGUGGGAGGAGCGGCUGCACAACACGCGUCUCAUCAAGGGGGAGGACGAGUUCGUCAACAUCAUGAAAAACCUCAAUCUGCCUAAACCUGCCAGAAUCGAUGUGGUAGGUGUGGCUGGCAUCUACCCCCCAUCCAGCAAUCAAUGUGAACCAGAAUGCGUGUGUGUGUGUGUGUGUGCGUCAGGCUGUUCCCGCAAACAUGAAAUGUGGCGUGCAAGACGACGAGUGAAGCCACACACAGACGCUGUGGAGCGCUGCGUUGCCGUUUUCUUUAUUUUUGGGGUUUUGCGCCGUAUGCUGUUUUUCUUUUUCGGCGUGUUGGUCGGGCCGGGUGAGGUCGUGUGGAAAGCUCUGUUUGUCGAUUACUCGGAUGAAUGAGAUGUAACGCUGCUGUGCGUGGG
Molecule: messenger RNA, 2453 nt
Organism: Vitrella brassicaformis
Lineage: Eukaryota; Vitrellaceae
Source: the annotation of a GenBank genome assembly